GGUCACAUCUGGCCCUUUGUGGCUGAUUGGCCGGAGCACUUCCUCCGCUGUGACAACCGUCUGAGCGGGGCAGAGGACAGGGCACGCGCAGCAGACACUCCAUCCUGUGCGCACCGGACACCAUGACCGGUGCAUCCCGAGGGACAAAGUUUGGCUAAUGUAGUAACGUGACUUCUGAGAAGGCAAAAAACAAGGUCCUGCUGAAGACUGGACAGUAAAUCAUCUCCCUGAACCAACUGUUUUUUUCUGAGUGAGAACGUUACAUUCUCAAUCUGGUGGGGUGACAGUGGCAGAACCGGAGCCAUGGAGGUGGCCCUGGUCGACUUUGAGAGCCUUGAGGACACUGAGAAUGAGGUGGAUCACUUUGCAGACGAGACCACCGCUCUCACUGCAGACCUGUCCCAGGACUGUAGUGUCCCCCCCAGUAACUACCUCAGACGGGCCUCUCAGUUUGCUGCCUCUGCCUCUCCCAGCCACCUGCCCUCAUGCUGCUGGGAGUCCAACUCCCCCUGCCCCCCUCCACAAGCCCACAGAGUCAGUAUCCCACACUCUCCAACACUGCCAACCCCCAGUCGACAGGGGCGCACCAGCUGUGCUAGCAUGCUAUCGAGCUGGAAGUUACUCCUUAGCAGUGAAGGCAGUAAGGAAAGUGAGAAGAUCUUCAGUCGACUUGCAAAAGAGUGUUGUGAGGAUCUAUUUGUUGAUAAACGUGGGCUUGAUGAUGGAGAUCAAAAAGUUAUCAUCAACAUAGCAGGGCUUCGAUUUGAGACCCAAUUAAAAACACUAGAUCAAUUUCCAGAGACACUACUGGGAGAUGCUCAAAAACGAAUGGAGUACUUUGACCCAAUGAGGAAUGAGUAUUUUUUUGAUAGAAAUCGGCCAAGUUUUGAUGGGAUCUUAUACUACUAUCAAUCAGGAGGAAAGAUUCGGCGACCAGCCAAUGUUCCUCUGGACGUGUUUGCUGAUGAGAUCAUAUUCUAUGAGCUUGGGACUGAGGCUAUGGAACAGUUCAGAGAAGAUGAAGGUUUUAUAAAGGAUGUGGAGGUCCCUUUGCCCACACAUGACAUUAAAAAACAGUUCUGGCUUUUGUUUGAGUACCCUGAAUCUUCUAACGCUGCUCGAGGUGUAGCGCUUGUGUCACUUUUUGUUAUCAUCAUAUCAAUCAUUAUUUUCUGUAUGGAAACACUACCAGAAUUCCGAGAUGAGCUGGAUCCAGUUGUUUCCACCACAGUACAUCCAUUUAACAAAACGAGAAAUCAAGAUGGGGAAUCCCUAUUUGGAGGGAAGGCGACUCCUUUCAAUGACCCUUUCUUUAUAAUUGAGACAGCAUGCAUUGCUUGGUUCUUCUUCGAGCUUUGUGUGCGUUUUCUGGCGUGUCCAAGCAAAAGGGAAUUUUUCCACAAUCUUAUGAAUUCUAUUGAUAUCAUCUCCAUCAUUCCCUAUUUUAUAACACUGAUAACAGAACUGGCAACUACACCAGCAGAGAGCACAGGACAGAAUAUGUCUUUGGCCAUUUUGCGGAUCAUUCGACUUGUGAGGGUAUUUCGUAUAUUUAAACUGUCCCGUCACUCAAAGGGCCUGCAGAUAUUGGGACAAACUCUAAAAGCCAGUAUGCGAGAGCUUGGGCUGCUCAUCUUCUUUCUCUUCAUUGGAGUUAUCCUCUUCUCCAGUGCAAUAUACUUUGCAGAGGUGGAUGAGCCUAACACUCAGUUUGUCAGCAUACCAGACGGCUUCUGGUGGGCUGUUGUGACUAUGACCACGGUAGGUUAUGGAGACAUGUGUCCGAUAACCAUGGCUGGGAAAAUGGUGGGGACACUGUGUGCAAUAGCAGGUGUAUUGACAAUAGCUUUGCCUGUUCCUGUCAUUGUCUCCAACUUCAACUACUUCUACCACAGGGAGACAGAGGCUGAGGACAAGACACCCUUUUCAGAUGCAAUUGAGCAGGCAUUGAAAGGUGACCCUAAAAAACAGGGUGACUCUAACAAAGAAAGUAGCAACACCUCACUCAAUAAACUUAACGGCUUAUGGCCGAACAGCAAAAAGAAAUAACAAAGAAAGAAAUCAACUUUUAUUAUGGAAAGAUCUUUGUAACUGAUCAGAGGACAAAAUUUAUUUAAGAUACCAGACAUACCUCAAAAGAAAUGAAUAUAAAUAGCCUAAUAUGUUUCAGUGGUUAGUUUUACUACUUUGGUAUUUUACUGUUGGCUUGAAUCAGUAAAAUAGCAGCACUACGUCAGUGUGGUAGCAAUUGUAAAUUGUCAAAAUAUCCAGACACUGAUAACACAAACUUUGUAUAAAAUAAACUAACACCAAUGUAAACCAUAUGAAAUACUUGAGGUGGUCUGUAAGAUGCGAUAUCCCUUAUUUUCAUUAUUUUAUACAAUACCAAAGUAGUAUUUAUAAACCUUUUACUAUGCAACAAUUUACUGUUAUCAACUCACUGUUUGGUUCGAAUGACUAUGGUGGAACCUUUCCCUUAUUUGGCUGGGCAUUCAACCUCUGCUUUAGACCUGCUCAUCCACCAGCGAGGUAUUCCUGUGCACUGGUACCAGCUCCAGAUGGACUCAACGACAUUGUCACAAACAGAAGAAAAUGAAUCACUGGUUAAGAGUGAGAUUAACAUUCUCUGUAGCAAAUAGUAUGGCAACUACCUUUUUGCAUGAAGACCUCUACUCCAUCAUGGAUCUCUUUUGUCUUCACAUUGUGAUAACUGUAGCAAGGACUGAAGUCCAGCAGUGUGACUGGCUCGGGUUUCAGAGGAGUGCCUUAUUGGGAUGAUUUUGCCAUAGUCUCAAUAGCCUACCCGUUAUCAAUGUUGUCAGUAUUUUUUAUCAGGGCAAAUGUUGGAAGUGAAUGGAUCUAUUUCUUUUCUUUUUAACUUCUACAUCUGUUAGAGAACAUGAAAUGGACAGCACUUAGUUUCCCAUGAUGCUAUCAAAAAUCACUGGACAAGUUUGCAUUAUCUGUAUCUGUGUUUUUGAUGAAUUCCAUAACUCACUUGAAGAAACUAUUUUCUAUUCUUAUAUCAU
Messenger RNA from Boleophthalmus pectinirostris (great blue-spotted mudskipper), 3029 nucleotides. It is a transcript of the gene kcna10a, whose product is annotated as potassium voltage-gated channel, shaker-related subfamily, member 10a. The record is from RefSeq and is a predicted model, not a curated record. The transcript is spliced from 2 exons. Bases 304 to 2049 code for a protein of 581 amino acids. Gene Ontology annotation, cellular component: voltage-gated potassium channel complex; membrane. Gene Ontology annotation, biological process: potassium ion transmembrane transport; protein homooligomerization. Lineage: Eukaryota; Metazoa; Chordata; Actinopteri; Gobiiformes; Gobiidae. Gene Ontology annotation, molecular function: protein binding; delayed rectifier potassium channel activity.